UUCGUCUUUCUUUCUCUAUAACUUCCUGUUCGCUGCAUCAUACCACUACAAAUAGAUUACCCUUUUCUUUUCAAGCACUUCUGCAUUAGGUAACCCAGAUUUGUCUGUUUAUUAUUUUCCUGGUUUCUGUUCGCCUCGAUUUAUAGCUAAACCUCAGGUUAUUCUUUUUCUGGAUCUAAUCUUAUAAUGGCAGCCCCUUCUAACACCGCUGGACAACCCAAAUAUUGCCAGCGAAAUUCUCUUGAGGGCCUGAAAAUUGUCCUUCCUGCACCUGCUACAACCAGUCAACAAGUGCAUCCCAGAAGAAGUGCUUUUGAUGGCCUAAUAAUCGUCCCACCUUCUCCUGCUGCUACCUCUGCUGAAUCAAAACCCUCACACCUGCCGUAUGAUGUCUUUAUAAAUCAUUGUGGAAAAGAUACUAAACAAAAGGUUGCCAAGAGUAUCUACAAUAAGUUAGAUGCUACUGGGCUCAGAGUUUUUUUGGACCAAGAUGAGCUUCAACUUGGAGAUUUUUUUCCUGAUACUUUACAAGAAGCAAUGGCUAGUGCUUCACAUCACAUAGCCAUUUUUUCUGAGAAUUAUGCACACUCUCCUUGGUGUUUGGCUGAGCUGGCAUUUAUAAUGAAACUACCCAACAUCAAAUUUAUCCCCAUUUUCUAUCAUGUUGAGCCGUUUACUGUAAGAUGGGUAAAAGGAAUUUACGCAGAUGCCUUCUCCGAGCAUGAAAAGAAGAGCAGCAGAUACAGCUCAGAAAAGGUUGAAAGCUGGAGGUUGGCACUCCAUAAAGCUUCAUUGUACACCGGGGAGAUAAUUAAUGAUCAAAGUGACGAGAAGGCGGCAGUGAUGAAUGUGGUGAAUCGUGUAUUGAAAGAACUGAAGAAGGAUCUGUUACAUGUUGCCAGGCAUGCCGUCGGGUUGGAUGAAUUGGAACAAGAUUUUCAUGACAAGAUUGCUCUUCAAUCUGCUGCUGCUGGGCCAGUACAAAUUGUGGGGAUAUGGGGAAUGGGUGGUGCGGGCAAAACCACCCUUGCAAAGCAACUCUAUAACAAGAAAAGCUUGACCUUUAAGAACUCAAGUUUUCUUUUCGAUGUUCGUGAAGCUGCAAGGAAAGAGCAAUUGCAUGAGAAGCAAAAAAUGCUUUUGAAGGACCUUGACCUUAAACGCAAAGAUUUUGAUUUUGACAAUGUAGACAAAGGCAAAGAGAUUCUGAAAAGCCGUUUGAAAUCUGCUACUGUGCUUAUCGUUCUAGAUGAUGUGGAUCAUAUACAUCAAUUAGAUGCUCUACUACCAGCAAGGAAGAGCCUUGGCAAGGGAACUCUGAUUAUUGUUACCACACGAGAGUUGAGUGUUCUGAAAGGGUGGGACAUCUCCGCUAUAUAUAAAAUCAGAACACUCAAUCCUGCUCAUGCCCAGCAGCUUUUUUGUUGGCAUGCAUUCGGACAACCCUCUCCAUUGUUGGGAUUCAAGGAAUUUGCUGAGAAGUUCAUAUAUGCUUGCAGUUGUCUGCCUUUAUCACUCGUGGUCUUAGGGAGUCAGCUCUAUGGGGAAUCUAGCAAGAAAUAUUGGCAGUCUCAAUUAAACAAAUUGUCCAUACUAGUGCCAGACGACAUCAAAUCGAGACUCAAAGUAAGCUAUGAUACUCUAGAUAAAGAAGAAAAAGAAAUGUUUUUGGAUGUAGCGUGUUUUUUCAUUGGAUGGAAAAGAAGUUCGGCCAUUGCAGUGUGGGACGGAUCACACUGGGAUGGUCUGCACGGUUUGCAAAGGCUUGUGAACAAGUGUAUUGUAGAACUAUAUGAGGAGAGAUCUACAAUUAGAAUUAGAAUGCAUGAACAUUUGAGAGAUUUGGGAAGAGAGAUCGCAAAUCAACAGUCACCCUAUCGUCUUUGGUCUAAACAGCAGAUUAUCGAGAUUCAGCCUCAACAGGAAGCAAUACGAAUCCGAGGAAUGGCAGACGCAUUUGGUGACAAUUGUUGUCCACGGGAAGGAAAGAUCAUAAUACACACAAGCCAAGGAGAGCGUAUCCUCGCGCCCGGCUCGCUUGGGUUGAAGAUUUUUAUUGGCAAUGGAGAUUUCAUUAAUGAGCAAUGUAGCGAAGUAUCAAGAGAACUGGUGUGCCUUAGCUAUGAUAGAUUUGAGCACAAAAAUCUUCCAUCGUGGCUUUUAUUAAAAGAAUUAAGAAUUUUAGAACUUAAUGAAGCUCCAAUAUUAGAAGAUCUAUGGGAACGUGAUGUGGAUCAGGCUCCUUUGCAAUUAAGAAUGUUGUUUAUCCGUGAAGGCUACGGAUUGAAAAAGGUACAAGGUUUAGAAAGCCUGAGAUCAUUGGAGACACUCGUAAUAAAGAAUUGUACAGAAUUGAACGUCCUUCCAAGUCUGGCAGAGGCAACUUCUCUAAAGGACUUUGAUUUGAGAGGCUGCAACAAAUUGGAGAAGAUAGAAAGUUUAGGAAGUCUGAGAUCAUUGGAGAGACUCAUAAUAUAUGACUGUACAGAAUUGAAGGCCCUUCCAAAUCUGGCAGAGGCAACUUCUCUAAAGAAGUUUGAUUUGAGGGACUGCAACAAAUUGGAGAAGAUAGAAGGUUUAGAAAGCCCGAGAUCAUUGGAGACGCUCACAAUAUAUGACUGUACAGAAUUGAACGCCCUUCCAAGUCUGGCAGAGGCAACUUCUCUAAAGAAGUUUGAUUUGAGGGACUGCAACAAAUUGGAGAAGAUAGAAAGUUUAGAAAGCCUGAGAUCAUUGGAGAGACUCACAAUAUGUGACUGUACAGAAUUGAAGGCCCUUCCAAGUCUGGCAGAGGCAACUUCUCUAAAGAGGUUUGUUUUGAGGGACUGCAACAAAUUGGAGAAGAUAGAAAGUUUAGAAAGCCUGAGAUCAUUGGAGACACUCACAAUAUAUGACUGUAUAGAAUUGAAGGCCCUUCCAAGUCUGGCAGAGGCAACUUCUCUAAAGGAGUUUGAUUUGAGAGACUGCAACAAAUUGGAGAAGAUAGAAAGUUUAGAAAGCCUGAGAUCAUUGGAGACACUCAUAAUAUAUGACUGUAUAGAAUUGAACGCCCUUCCAAGUCUGGCAGAGGCAACUUCUCUAAAGAAGUUUGAUUUGAGGGGCUGCAACAAAUUGAAGAAGAUAGAAAGUUUAGGAAGCCUCAGAUCAUUGGAGACACUCAGAAUAUAUGACUGUAUAGAAUUGAACGCCCUUCCAAGUCUUACAGAAUUAAUUUCCCUAAGAAAAUUUGUAGUGAUAAGGUGCCACAAAUUGGAAAAAAUUCAAGGUUUAGAAAGUCUGAAAUCAUUGGAGACGCUCUAUAUACAGAGUUGUCCCCUCAUUGAACACCUUCCAAGUCUUGCAAAAUUAAAAUCUCAAGAUUGAAGAAAUGCCACAAAUUGGAGUAGAUAGAAUGGUUUACAACGUUUGACAUAACUGAAGAAGUUGCAAGUACAUGCCCGAUCGAAUGCGCCGUGUAUAAUCUGCUUGGAUGAUGGUGAGAGAUUGAAUUCGCUUCCAGAUCAGUUGUUGAACAUUCUACAGUAACAUACAGAAAUGGCCGAGGGAAGUGAUAAUAUGCACGAGGGCAAUGAUUGAUGUGGGCAAAGAGCGGAGCAUUCUAGAGCCUUUCUGUCAGCUUUAUAGGGCCUCAAAAUAUUGAUCAGCACAAAGAUUUCAACUAAACAUUCAGUAGAAUAUAGUGUUUCAGAAUCAUGAAGAUUUCCUUACCGAUUUCAGAUCAUAGUGUUUCUCGGUAGCUUCUCAGCACUGAUGGAUGUUUGGUCUCUCACGUGGAUAAUAUGAGGGGAACUAUAGGGCGUGUUCAAUUGGACGGUAAACACGGGAGCUUGGUCAACUUACAAUCCCCUAUUCAAGCAAAAGGAUCUGCUGAAAUGUUGGAUGAUUUUAAGUGCAAGAAUCUAUCUUUGCAAAUGAGGACAUGUGGAAAUCAAUCUGGCAAUCAUGUGGAAAUGAAUAGGAAAUAAAUGGUCAUGGCAAAUUCUGUGUUUAUGGCUUGAAGACUUGGGAAGCCUUCAAUAUAUAUGGGAGGUGGAGGUGGGCAUUGAAAAUUCUUGGCAACAGUGGAGGUGGAGGUGGGCCUUCAAUAUAUAUGGGAGGAAGGGAGAGGAAUUUGUAUUGGCAACAGUGGAAGACAUAUUGGGGAGUACCAUCAGAGAAUGCUUGUGGAAUAGCUCUUCAGUUAUCUUUAUUAUGCUCAGUUUCUUUAUAAGGUUAAUUUUCCAAGUAUUAUUUAUUCUAUUUUUUAUUAUUUA
Cryptomeria japonica (Japanese cedar) is the source of this 4253-nucleotide messenger RNA. Its product is annotated as disease resistance protein RPV1. Gene Ontology annotation, molecular function: ADP binding; protein binding; ATP hydrolysis activity. The record is from RefSeq and is a predicted model, not a curated record. NCBI's taxonomy places the organism in Eukaryota, Viridiplantae, Streptophyta, Pinopsida, Cupressales, Cupressaceae. The transcript is spliced from 8 exons. The coding region runs from base 187 to 3363 and encodes 1058 amino acids. Gene Ontology annotation, biological process: signal transduction; defense response.